Molecule: messenger RNA, 1306 nt
Organism: Dermacentor andersoni
Lineage: Eukaryota; Metazoa; Arthropoda; Arachnida; Ixodida; Ixodidae
Source: RefSeq, a predicted model, not a curated record
CGGAAGCACGAACUACGCACCUGUGGUGUCCACCACUACUGCCGAUCACGCCUGGCCCAGAACGGGCCACGCUAACAUCGAGAAACUAUGCUCCCCUACGAAAGACACCGCGAGCUGUACUGACGACGCCUGGCGUUGCCAGCGGAACGCGCAGCUCAGGUCGAUAGCCGACCAGACGUACAACCUCGACGGUGUCUAUUCCAGCAGUAGCCCUAGCCACCUGCACCUGGGGCCCACAAGCAGCAUCGAUCACAAAAAGCCCAGCACAAGCCGCGCUGGAAUGGUGGAGGCAUCUGCAAGUUUACAAUACGGAGCUAGAAAUCCUCAGACCACGCGGGUUCACCAAAGCAACACGCAGUACUACCCGACUGCAGGCACAUCCACCAUCCAGGGGUAUACACACAACAGAGAAACCGUAAGCACCAGUUUCACACUUCCAGUCUACAGCAGCAGCGGCGGUGGCAAAUACGCAGUGGCCAGUACAAGCCACGCGGGCACGGAGGAAGCAUCGGGCAUUCUGGGAAAUGAUGCUAGAAUUCCUGACGCCACCGGCGCUGAGCCAUGGAGUAUGCAGUACUACGCGGCUUGUGGCACAACUACAGUCUCCGAUGCCACUGACAGCGGAAGCACCAAUUACGCACCUGCAGUAACCACCGACAGGACCGAUCACGCAAGGCCCAGUACGAGUCGUCCUGGCAUCGAGAAAAUAUCGUCCACUACGAAAGACAUCGCGAGCAGUUCUGACGCAUUCUGGCGUUACCAGUCAAACACGGAGCGCAAGCCGAUAACCGACCAGAUUUACAACCUCGACGGUGUAUAUUCCAGCGGUAGCCCUAGUCAGCAGCACCUGGGGCCCACAAGCAGCAUCAAUCCCACAAAGCCUAGCACAAGCCGCACUGGAAUGUUGGAAGCAUCAGAAAGUUUACUAUAUGGAGCCAGAAAUCCUCAGAGCACUCGGGUUCACCAGCGCAACACGCAGUACCACCCGGCAGAAGGCACAUCCACCGUCUACGGUUUUGCGAGGCCGCCUUGCGUUACCAGAGGAACACGCAGCACACGCCGAUGGCCGACGAGACUUGCAACGUCGACGGUGCCACUGACAAUGACAGCACAAGUUGCCAGCUGCUGGGGUCCGUCAGGAGCAUCGAUAACGUAAGGUCCAGCAUAAGCCGCGCUGGCAAGGAGAAAGCAGCCGCCAGUUUUAAGGACGGCACCACGAAUGCUCCUGGAACCGGAGGAAGGGAACAACGAGAGUUGUGUGGUGUCUGUGGCAAUGUUUCCAGCAGACCGAAUGCCUUACACGGAC